This is a messenger RNA of Monascus purpureus, 744 nucleotides long. The record is from the annotation of a GenBank genome assembly. NCBI's taxonomy places the organism in Eukaryota, Fungi, Ascomycota, Eurotiomycetes, Eurotiales, Aspergillaceae.
AUGAUGCCACAUAUCAUCGAAACAACAACAGCAACACCAGAAGGAAAACAACCCAUCAAAACAUCCAAUCUGCUCAGACUCCCAGCCGAACUCCGUCUCAAAAUCUACGAGUUCGCCCUCGACGCCCCCAAUGAAUACAUCGAUAGCCCCCUGAUCGUGGUCAAUGACCGCGGGAACUGCUUCACAGCAAGAGGCCGCUACCGCGCCCUCUCCAUGUGUCCCAGCUGGGCCAACAACGACGGCACAGCCCGCAAACUCCUCUCGCUGAACAGACAGAUCCACGACGAGGCAGAGGACUUCCUCUACUCGCACAACACGCUGUUCUUCACCAACUCUUUCGACCUCGACCGCAUCGGCGACUUCCUCGAUACCAUGAGCGCCACCGCGUGCUCGCGCAUCCGCAGCAUCGGCUUCGAGGUCUUCUUCUUCGUCCACUCGCAAACGGGCGUCCCCAAGCGUUCCCUGAAACAGUAUCAGCAGGCUGGGCGGUUGCUGAUGCAGAAACUGCCCCGUUGGGAGACCAUCGUCUUCUAUCUCGAUCCUAGGUUUUACUUUCCCACCGCUACCGUGGGCGGGAGGGAGCUCUCCGCCCGGGGCGUGUUGUAUCUUGCGACUGUUUUUGGGAAUAUGGGUAAGGAGGUAGUGUUUCAUCCUACGCCUUUUGUGAAUCGGAAUGCGCUUGAUGAGGCGCAGAGGUUGUUAAAGAGGCAGAAGGCUUCUCAGGAUCGGUCUUCUUCUCUUUGA